Messenger RNA from Mesorhabditis belari, 1140 nucleotides. The record is from the annotation of a GenBank genome assembly. Lineage: Eukaryota; Metazoa; Nematoda; Chromadorea; Rhabditida; Rhabditidae.
AUGAAAAAGCCCGUUCAACAUCUGGUGAUCGACACAAACGCUUUGAUUCAUCCUGUUGAACUGCAUAAUAUCGCCGAGAAGUUCUACGCGCCACCGGGAGUUCUGGCCGAAGCGAGAUGUCAAAGGAGUCGAAUCAAAAUCGACACCUUCCCCUUCGAAAUUGUAUGGCGUGAUCCAUCGAGUGAAUCGAUGGCAAAAGUUGUCGAGGAAUCAAAAAAGACUGGAAAUUACCCAGAGUUAUCGGCUGUGGAUCUAACGGUUUUGGCUCUCACUUUGGACCUAUGGAAACAACACUGUGGUGGAAGCACUGAAGUAGCUUCUAAAGAUCUUACAAUGGAAGAGGUCGAAAAUAAAGUCAAGGAUUUGCAUUUGGAAGCACCAAAUACUUCAGAGGAAGAAGUUGAAGACGGUGAUCACGAAGAGCAAGGACAAGUUUUCGAAAAAGGAGAUCUCCCCGAAGGCUUUUGCGCAAAUGCCGACAGCUCUGAUGAGGAGGGUUGGAUGACUCCUGAAUCGAUAGAUACGGCUUUAAACAAAAUGGGAGCAAUAGAGGUAUCUGAAGGUACGGAAGUUGGUUGUAUCACGACAGAUUUUGCCGUUCAAAACGUUUUGCUACAUAUGCAUCUCGAGUUGAUCUCACUUACUGGCUAUCGCAUUAAGAAGAUCCAAACAUAUGUACUCCGUUGCCGAUCUUGUUUCAACACUACAUCCAACAUGGAAAAAGAGUUUUGCGCAAAAUGCGGUAACAAAACACUGCAUAAGUGUGCCGUUUCGAUAGAUAAAGAUGGAAAGCAACAACUACAUCUGAAUUGGAGACGCUUGACUAAUCUUCGAGGACUAAAAUACAGUAUGGCCGCUCCUAAAGGUGGAAAGCAUGCGGCUGUGGAGAAAAUUGUUGAGGACCAACGUAUGCCUGAUCAACGCGUCGCUAAAUGCCGUACAAAGCAGUUUGAUGAUAGCCCGUUCUCGAUGAGAGACACCACAAGUCGCAGUGCUAUGCUUGGUGUCGGUGUACAAAUUCAUCGACAACAGAGAUCGAAGAACCCGAAUGAAUCAAGACCAAGUACGGGAAACAAACGAGGGAAAAAAAACUUUAUACAAUUCAAAUCGAAGAAAAAGCAAACGAAUGUGAAAAUGAGG